AUGAACGACGGCCUGUUUGCCAGUUUGGACAAGCUUCUGUUAGAAUUUGUUUUCCAGUAUGAGCAAGACAGAAGUACUAAAGAAGAUAUGGUUCAAAGAAUUAAUAAAUGUUUUGAAGAUAUUAAAGAAAACAAAGAAACUAUUCGUAAGAUACAUGAAACCAUAAGUACAACAGAUGAAGAAAUUACUCAUUACUGUAAACAUAGUAAGGAAAUCAAAGACAGCUGUAAUAAUUGGAAGCCAACAUGUGAUGUUUUUCAUAAACAUGAAGAUUAUAUGCAGGACCAGUUUACUGUUUAUCAAGAAACCAUUGAAAAUGACAAAAAAAUGUAUCAUGAUUAUAUCAGUCAGUAUAAAGAUGUUUUGAAGCAAUACCAACUAAAGUACUCAGAAAACCAUAUUUCACGUGAAUAUUAUGAGAAGAAAAGAGAACAUGAAGAAAUUCAAAACAGAGUGUUGGCUUGUAGUGAACAACUAAAAAUACAUGAAACUAUUCUCAUGGAAUUUCUAGUACCUGCUCCCUUUUCAUCACUUACCAAAUGGACAUUAUAUAUAGUUAAUUUGAGACAUGAAACACAAAAUAUUCUUAAAAGUUUCAACAAUAUUACCAAAAAUUCAUCUGAAUUGAAGAAAGAAAUAGAUGAAAUGGAAAUGGAAAUUAAUUCUUUAAACAAGCAAAUUGCACGACUUUAUGAAACUAAGAAUCUUUCAGAAACUUUGGAAGAAAAUAACAAAAAUAUAGAAAAGAGAAAAGAAUUGAAAGAAAGAGUUUUUGAAAAAGAUGAACAUGUGCUUGUAUUGAACAACCCUCCACAAAGCAGUCAAUUAUUUCUUCCCUAUGAAGCUCAGAAAUUACUAAGACCAAUAAAGAUACAUUCUUCAAGACCAAGAGUUACAGAAUUAGAUGAAGAAGAAAAUGCCAUCAAACAGUCAAAGAUUGCCAGUGCUGACUUCAGACAAAAAGAAAAUGAUAUCCAGGUAUUUAAUGACUCUGCUAUGAGUGAUAUUACAGCUAUUAAAAGUUCACAAAAUUCUUUGCAAUUCAGAUUAAAUUUACAGAAAAAAGCAAGCUGUAAUCAGUGGUUUGAAAAAGAAAAUACAGAUGUAGAAUGUGGAGAUAAAGGGAUGGUAAGACAAUUGAGAGAAUCAAGCUGUACUUCUUCACAAGCUACACGUACAGAACACUUUGGAAAGUCAAUAGAAAAUACUAGUGACAAAGUAGAAGAAAGGGCUGAAAUUUUUUCACGAAAUCCUGAAACUCCUAUAUUUUUAAGAACUGAAGCUGUGAAGACACCUGAAUCUUUGGAGAAAAUACAGUUUCCAAAAAGUCCCUUGUUUGAAAUUAACAGAAAUAGAAAUACAGUGCCUGAAGAUCAAACACAAAAAUCUCCUGGAUUUUCAUUUAUUACAAGUUUUGCUUCUAGAUCACCAGGAUUGAAUUUAUUUGACUCCUCUGUAUUUGAUUCAGAAAACUCAUCAGAUCAGUUUAAUGAGCAUUAUUCUGCAGUAAAUCUAAAUCCUCCGUCACAAGAAAUUGGAAACAUAUUUGGGAAACCAGAAGGAGAAGAUGCCUUUACAUUUUCUUUUCCAUCAGACACUUCAACUCAUACAUUUGGAGCUGGAAAAGAUGACUUUAGUUUUCCAUUUUCUUUUGAAAAAAGUCAAAACACACAACCUUCCUCUUCAAAAGAUUUUUCACCUUCCUCACAAAAUUCAACACAAUUUACAUUUUUUUGA
Molecule: messenger RNA, 1737 nt
Organism: Dipodomys spectabilis (banner-tailed kangaroo rat)
Lineage: Eukaryota; Metazoa; Chordata; Mammalia; Rodentia; Heteromyidae
Gene: CUNH14orf39
Product: chromosome unknown C14orf39 homolog
Exons: 17
Coding region: 1-1737 (578 amino acids)
Biological process (GO): spermatogenesis; oogenesis; homologous chromosome pairing at meiosis
Cellular component (GO): central element
Source: RefSeq, a predicted model, not a curated record